CCAAAUACUCCACCUAAAAUUUUAUUUUAAAUAUUUAUUGAUUGCCUGCGAUGUUCAUAUAAUAAAUAUUAUAUCAAAGGGGAAGAGAGGAAAGAAGGCAAGCCAUUAGGCUGCCAUUAAGGUCUUCCUGGAGAAACACUGAGGGCGCAGGCACAGCUCUGUGCCAUCCUGUCUCAGCAUCGCCCUGAGAAGUGGCCUGGAGGGGUACGCUGGGCAGCAGGCCCUCAGAGAAGGACAGGCACAUUUCCGGUAACAGCCUCAUUUCCCCUAGUCUCCAGGAAGGGGGGCGGCCAGCACUGGCUAUGGCAUCGGCUGACAUCACUUGUUCGGGAGGAUGGGAGCGCGGGGCCGCCGGGCUCACCUUACCCGUCGCUUGACUGAAUUAACCUCUCGGUUCCCUGCUCCUGCCACGUGAGGUGCCCAAAUAUGGUCACAGCCCGGAGGGGCUAACGAGUGCUUGCCUUUCUCCUGCCAAAGGGAAGGAGGCAGGAACAAAUGUUUAGAGUCAAACGCCAUCAGAAGGCGAGCAAGCGGGGGAUCGGGCCCGCUCCUGGGCGAGUUGGAAGUCAGCGGCUGCAGAAGCCCUCGCCUUGGGCUGGGCGCGUUCUAAGGAGGACGGCGACGGAGGAAGGCGCUCUUGGGACCUCGCGGGCGCGCGUCUUCUAGCUCUUGCCGGCGUUCCUGCGAUUUGGGGAAGGCGUAACCCGGCGGCUGAGCGCGGGAGAAGCGCGGAGGAGCCAUGGGCGCCGGGAGCUCCGCGGAGCAGCAGAACCCGGAGCAGCCCCAGGCGGGGGGCGCCACGCCGGCUGAGCCCGAGCCCAGCGGCGGCGGCCCCACGGCGGAGGCGGCGCUGGACACGGCCGGGGACUCCGGCGUCGCCGCGGCGGACCCAGCCACCAAGCUCUUACAGAAGAAUGGUCAGCUGUCCACUGUCAAUGGCUUAACUGAGCCAGGAGAACUCAGCCUCCAGGAGAGAGCCCUGAAUGGCCAGGAGGAAGAUGUCAUUGUCACAGAUGUUGGGCAGAGAGACUCUGAAGAUGUGAGUGAAAGAGACGCCAAUAAAGAGAUGGCUGCUAACUCAGAGGUGGUUCCUGACAUCACAAGUGACGGGCAGGAGAUGCCUGAAAUAACUGAGCAGGUUCCUUCUUCAGAAAGCAAUCUAGAAGAGUUAACACAACCUACUGAGUCCCAGGCUAAUGAUAUCGGAUUUAAGAAGGUGUUUAAGUUUGUGGGCCUUAAAUUCACUGUGAAAAAGGAUAAGAGCGAGAAGUCUGAUGCUGUCCAACUGCUCACCGUCAAGAAAGACGAAGGCGAGGGAGCAGCUGGGGCAGGCGACCAUCCGGAUCCCAGCUUGGAGGGAGGGGAGACUGCUGCCAAAGAAAGUGAGUUCCAGCAGUCCACAGAGAAACCCCAGGGGGCCCUCAAGCAAGAACAAAGCCACACAGAAAUUUCUCUUCAAGCUGAGUCUGGGCAAGCAGCAGAGGAAGGCAAGGAGGAAGGAGAAGUCAAAAAGGAAAAAGAGUCCAGCAAGUCCCCAGAGUCCCCGACUAGUCCAGUGACCAGCGAAACAGCAUCUUCCUUCAAGAAAUUCUUCACUCAAGGAUGGGCCGGCUGGCGGAAGAAGACCAGUUUCAGGAAGCCAAAGGAGGAGGACCUGGAGGGUUCAGAGAAGAAAAAGGGACCAGAGCCAGAAAAGGCAGACACAGAGGACAAAGAAAAGGCAGAAACCAGCUCUGAGAAACCCACUGCUCCUGAACAGCCGCUUCCACUGGAGGUGAUGACAGGUGCUCAGGAGGCCAGACUAUCAGCCGAGUAUGAGAAAGUAGAGCUGCCUUUGGAAGACCAAGGCAGUGGCUUGCAGGGGUCUCCUGCAGAGAAACUCGCUCCGUUGGCAACAGAAGUCUUUGAUGAAAAAGUAGAAGUCCAGCAAGAAGUUGUUGCAGAUGUGCAUGUCAGCACUGAGGAGCACACGGAGGAGCAGGAGGCCGAGGUGCAGGAGACAGUGGAGUCUUUGCCUUCAGUAGAAACAGAUGCUGAACCUCAAGAAGCUGAAGCUGCCAAGGAGCCAGUAAAGGCUGAAGAAGUUUGUGCCCCUGGAGAGGCCCACCCCCAGGAGCCUGAACCAGGCCCUGAUGAAAAAGUGUUGCCCAAACAUCCAGAAGGCCUUGUAAGCGAGAUGGAGAUGCUGUCCUCCCAGGAGGGGACUGAGGUGAGCCAGGUGGAGAUGCUGUCCUCCCAGGAGGGGACUGAGGUGAGCCAGGUGGAGAUGCUGUCCUCCCAGGAGGGGACUGAGGUGAGCCAAGUGGAGAUGCUGUCCUCCCAGGAGGGGACUAAGGUGAGCGAGGUGGAGUUGCUGUCCUCCCAGGAGGGGACUAAGGUGAGCGAGGCGGAGAUGCUGUCCUCCCAGGAGAGGACUAAGGUGCAGGGAAGUCCACUGAAGAAACUUUUUACCAGCACUGGCUUAAAAAAGCUCUCUGGAAAGAAGCAGAAAGGGAAAAGAGGAGGAGGAGGGGAUGAAGAGUCCGGGGAGCAGAGUCACAUUCCAGCAGAUUCUCCAGAUAGUAAUGAUGAGCAAAAGGGUGAGAGCUCUGCGUCCUCCCCCGACGAGCCUGAGGAGAUCACCUGCCUGGAGAAGGGGAUAGCGGACACGCCCCCGGAGGUAGAAGUUGAAGAAGGACCCACUUCUGAUGGUGAAAAGAAAAGAGAGGGCAUUACUCCCUGGGCGUCUUUCAAAAAGAUGGUGACACCCAAGAAACGUGUCAGAAGGCCUUCUGAAAGUGAUAAAGAAGAUGAGCUGGACAAGGUGAAAAGUGCCACCCUGUCCUCCACAGAGAGCGCAGCCUCCGAGAUUCAAGAAGAAGUCAAAGGAAGUGCAGAAGAGCAAAAGCUGGAAGAACCGAAGCGCAAGGUGGAUACUUCAGUGUCUUGGGAAGCUUUGAUCUGUGUGGGAUCAUCUAAGAAAAGGGCAAGGAAAGCAUCAUCUUCUGAUGAGGAGGGAGCCCCAAAGACACUGGGAGGAGACAGCCAAAGAGCAGAUGAGACCGGAAAAGACAAAGAACCAGGAACUGAGGCCAUGCUGGCUAGUUCCCAAGAACACGACCCAGGGCGGGGAAGCUCCUCACCUGAGCAAGCUGGAAGCCCUUCUGAAGGGGAGGGUGUCUCCACCUGGGAGUCAUUUAAAAGAUUGGUCACUGCAAGAAAAAAGUCAAAGUCAAAACUGGAAGAGAAAAACGAAGACUCUGUGACUGGGUCUGGGAUAGAACAUUCAGCUUCAGAUGUUGAACCCGGGAAAGAGGAAUCGUGGGUCUCGAUCAAGAAGUUUAUGCCUGGACGAAGGAAAAAAAGGCCAGAUGGGAAACAAGAACCAGGCGCUAUUGAAGAUACAGGGCCAGCAGAGGUCAAUGAAGAUGAUGCUGACGUCCCAGCCGUAGUCCCUCUGUCUGAAUAUGAUGCGGUAGAAAUGGAGAAAAUGGAAGCACAGCAAGCCCAAAAAAGUGCGGAGAAGCCCGAGCAGACAGCAGCUGUGGAUGUAUCCGAGGAGCUCAGUAAGAGACUGGUUCACACAGUGGCUGUGGCUGUUGUUGAUGGAACCAGGGCAGCUACCAGUGUUGAAGAGAGGUCUCCUUCCUGGAUAUCUGCUUCCGUGACUGAAAUUGAACCUGUCGAACAAGAAGAAGAAGGUGAAACCACACCAUUAACUGGGGAGGUGCUUGAAAGAGAAGUGAUUGCAGAAGAAACCUCCAUGGUUUCCACAUCUGUGUCAGAGAACAGAGAUGCCUGUGACAACUUGUUCAUCAGUGAGGUGCAGGUAACUUCUGAAGCUGUGACAGCUGCAGAAACAACAGAAGCAUUUUGUGCUGAAGAAGCAGCCGAAAGAUCGGGGGCUGAAGAGACCACAGAAAUGGUGUCAGCAGUUUCCCAGUUAACCGACUCUCCGGACACCACAGAGGAAGCCACACCAGUUCAGGAGAUAGAAGGUGGUAUGCCAGACAUAGAUGAGCAAGAGAGGCGGACGCAAGAGGUCCUACAGGCGGUUGCAGAAAAAGUGAAAGAGGAAUCUCAGCUGCAUGGCACCACUGGGCCAGAAGACACAAUUCAGGCCAUGCAGAAAGUAGAAUCAGAACUAUCAGAGGAGCUGGAAGAAGCAGAGGAGGAUUCUAAAUCAUUAGGCCUAGAGAGAGAAAUGGAUGUAGUGUUGAAAGUGCAUGCACAACAGACUAAAACUGAGCAAUUUACACAAGGGGAGGAGGUACAGGCCACCCCAGAAAGCUUCGAAGAAGCUCCUCAAUUCAUAGAGAGUGUAGAGUCCAGUGAGCUUAUAAGCACUGGUCAAGCUGAAACCUCAGCUGGGGUAAAAUCACAGGAGAUUACAGUAGAACAAGCCAUCCCCCCUGACUCAGUUGAAACCCUCACAGGCAGUGAGACCAGUGGCAGUGCCCCAGUAGCAAAUCUGGAAGCUCUAGAUGCGGCACAGCAAGAUGAGAUCGUGGAAACCCAGGAAGAUGAUGAGGCUGCAUCCAGACCAGGGGUCACAGAAGCAGAGUCUGUUCCUGCACAGAAAGAGAGGCUUCCAGCAUCUCCUGGUCUUCAAUCCCAGGAAGAAAAGAAAGAGCAAGCAAAAGUGGAAGCUGUUCUAGAACAUACAGAUGAAGAGGUAUCCGUGGAAACUGUACCCAUUCUGAAGACUGAAGUGAUGCAAGAGGCUGGCCAGUGUGCUGAUGAAGAAACCAGAGACACACCAUUUGUCAAAGGACUUGAAGUGCCUGUAGACACAGAUGUGAUGAUCAGUCAGGAAAAGGUCACUGAAAUUGCUCUUAAAGAUGAAGUGCUGAAAGAAGCUGAACGUGAAAAGAAUGGCACUGUUGAACUCCAGAGUCCUACCAAGUCUCUCCCCUCCCCAGUGGAGAGAGAGAGGGUAGGUGAGAUGGAAAGAGAAUCUCUCCCAUCCCCAGUGGAGAGAGAGAUGGUAGUUGAAGUGGAAAAGGAGUCCCUCCCAUCCUCACUGGAGAGUGAGAUGGUAGUUGAGGUAGAAAGGGAAUCUCUCCCAACCCCAGUGGAGAGAGAGAUGGUAGUUCAGGUAGAAAGGGAAUCUCUCCCAACCCCAGUGGAGAGAGAGAUGGUAGUUGAGGUAGAAAGGGAGCCUCUCCCAACCCCAGUGGAGAGAGAGAUGGUAGUUGAGGUAGAAAGGGAAUCUCUCCCAACCCCAGUGGAGAGAGAGAUGGUAGUUGAGGUAGAAAGGGAAUCUCUCCCAUCCCCAGUGGGGAGAGAGAUGGUAGUUCAGGUAGAAAGGGAAUCUCUCCCAACCCCAGUGGAGAGAGAGAUGGUAGUUCAGGUAGAAAGGGAGCCUCUCCCAUCCCCAGUGGGGAGAGAGAUGGUAGUUCAGGUAGAAAGGGAGCCUCUCCCAUCCCCAGUGGGGAGAGAGAUGGUAGUUCAGGUAGAAAGGGAGCCUCUCCCAUCCCCAGUGGGGAGAGAGAUGGUAGUUCAGGUAGAAAGGGAGCCUCUCCCAUCCCCAGUGGGGAGAGAGAUGGUAGUUGAGGUAGAAACGGAAUCUCUCCCAUCUUCAGUGGAGAGAGAGAUGGUUGUUGAAGAAGAAAGGGAUGAAGUCAAAGCAGAGCCAGCUCAAGUGAGCAAAGAGAAACUUGAGCAAAAAACAGGUGUUAGCGUAUCUGAAGAACCCACUGUAUCUGAAGAACCCAGCGUACGACUGGUUCAGACCUUUGAUGUGACUGUCACAGAUGGGGAGAAGGAAGUUAGCCAUGUGGAAGGAAGCCCUCUUCCUUGCCUAGGUGAAGAGGAGGCAAUAUGCACAGAAGUUCAAGUUCAGAGCUCUGAGGCAUCAUUAACUCUAUCUGCUGCAGUAGUGGAGGAGAAGGUUUUAGGAGAAGCUGUCAAAAUUUUAGAGAUAGGUGAAACUUUGGAGUCUGCAGGUGCACAUUUAGUACUGGAAGAGAAACCCACUGAAAAAGGUGAAGACUUCACAGCUCUGCCCGGAGAAGAAGCUGAGCCUACAGGGCCUGAGUCUCGGGCAGAAUCAAUACCAGAAAUAACGUCUGCCACUAGUGAAAAAGGCUUAUGUUCUGACCUGGAAGGAGAGAAAACCACAUCACGGAAAUGGAAGUCAGAUGAAGUCAGUGAGCAGGUUGUAUACCAGGAAGUCAGAGUGAGUGUAGCAAGACAGGAAGAUUUAAAGGCUGGCGAUGACGUUUUGGAACUUGAGACUGAGAGCAGUAAACUCGUCAAAAACAUAAUUCAGACUGCCGUCGACCAGUUAGCCGUCGACCAGUUCGUACGUACAGAAGAGACAGCCAUCGAAGCAUUUACAUCUGAUUUGCAGACUCAGACUCACCUGGUGAGAGCCGAGAGCCAGGGAGCUGGACAGAAAACAGAGAAAGAAGAGAGUGAAUGGAAGGCCUCUGCACAGGAUGAAACCCAAACUAGUGCUGUCAAAGAGGAGACAGAGCUGAGUGCUGGGAGACCAGUGCAUUCUGAUGUUUCCAAAGACAUGAGUGAUGCUUCAGAAAAAACCACUGAGGUAGAGAGCUGCAGUGUAAAUGACCAGCAGCUGGAAGAGCUACUUCUCCCAUCUGAGAAAGCAGGAGAUGGAACUGGAACACAGUCUGUGCCAGAAGAUGAUGGUGGUUCCCUGUUAGAAGGAAUAGAGAAGUCACGGUUUGAAUCCAAAGAAGAUGAAAAAGGUGAAGCUGUUGAUUACCCUGAGAACCAAAACUCAGCCCUGGCAUAUACGUACGCCUCAGGAGACUUAACCAAAGAGUCCUCAGAUACAAAUGGACUGACACAAAAAGAGGAGGAUGCCCAGGAAGCAGGAUUUCAGGAAGGAAAAGUGCUCAGUGAGUCAGACACGGAGAUCAAAACCAAAACGCAGGAGGAGACAGAGAAACAAGAGAGGGAAUCAGCAACGCCAGAACUUAAAGAAUCUUAAAACAUCAUUUGAAUUCACUGUCAUUUUGCAAGACCAGAAUGUGAAGACAAGUCAUAGAAGAACAUGAAUACUGCUGCUGAGACUCGAGACCAAUAUUUCAGAACUUUGCGAACCAGAGGGCAGGCACACGAACUGAUCUCAUUUCUAGAGAGCCCUUGACAAUCCUGAGGUUUUAUCAGGAGCUAUAGCCGUAUACCAUUGCCUCUUUUCAAGACCACCCUACCAUUUUCCCUUGAUAACCAUAUAAUGUUUCUGAUUUAAGGUUCUAAAUUCUUACCCUGGAACUGGAGUUGGCAAUACCUAGUUCUGCUUCUCAAACUGGAGUAUCAUUCUGUAUGUAUUUAUGUGUAUGUUUUAAGUAAUCCCCCUUCUGUAUCUAUUGUAUAUUUUUUUCCUGAUGUUUAAGGAAAUGUGCAGGAUAGUACAGGCCUUUUGUAUGCCACGAUAUAUGAAGACAGGGCAUGCGGCCCUGGUGAAGCUUCGGGAAGCUUUAAGCCUCAUUUAUAGCCUGAGAAAAAUAGAAAGCUUCCUAGAAAUAACAUUCCUAAUCAGAAGGUACUGUUCUUAUUUUAAAAUUCACUAAUGAUUAGGUCCAUGUUGAAAAGCGCUCUGAAAUUGGUCACUUUCCUAUUGCGCACAGUGUACUAAAAAUAAAAAAGCAUUUUUAAACGUACAGAAUGUUUCAUUGUCACUAUGAAACUUUUCUUUCUAUCCCAGGGAAUGUUGGAAAGAAUCUCCAGUAGCAGAUUAACUUCUAAGUCUUUUCUCCUGCUUUUCAGUGGUUUAGUCCGAUGAAUGUGUUUAAUACUGAGGUAAAGUAGUGAAAUGUUUUUCAUGUUACAAAGAAAAGAAAGGACUGUUGUUAAGUUUUGAUUCUACUCUUUAUGCUGGACCACAUUUACAGCACGAAAUAAGUCAGGUUCUUACAAAUGGUAUUUUGAUAGAUACGUAAUUGUCUGUGCCAUAUUUGUGCCCAUUCUUUUAAGAACAGUGUUGCAUUAUGUUUAUUUGGAUAAAUUGUGAUUUGAUGACGAAUUUAAAUA
Nycticebus coucang (slow loris) is the source of this 7983-nucleotide messenger RNA. RefSeq names its product A-kinase anchoring protein 12 (gene AKAP12). Bases 740 to 6940 code for a protein of 2066 amino acids. Gene Ontology annotation, cellular component: cytoplasm. Gene Ontology annotation, biological process: regulation of protein kinase C signaling; signal transduction. The record is from RefSeq and is a predicted model, not a curated record. NCBI's taxonomy places the organism in Eukaryota, Metazoa, Chordata, Mammalia, Primates, Lorisidae. The transcript is spliced from 5 exons. Gene Ontology annotation, molecular function: protein kinase A binding; calmodulin binding.